This is a messenger RNA of Cydia splendana, 1309 nucleotides long. Its product is annotated as gastrula zinc finger protein xLCGF3.1-like. The coding region runs from base 293 to 1309 and encodes 338 amino acids. NCBI's taxonomy places the organism in Eukaryota, Metazoa, Arthropoda, Insecta, Lepidoptera, Tortricidae. The transcript has 3 exons. Gene Ontology annotation, biological process: regulation of transcription by RNA polymerase II. The record is from RefSeq and is a predicted model, not a curated record. Gene Ontology annotation, molecular function: RNA polymerase II cis-regulatory region sequence-specific DNA binding; DNA-binding transcription factor activity.
UGUCUUAAACAGCAAUUUCAUAAGAAUCGAGCACAAAUUAAAUUACACGUAAUUAUUAUGAUUUUGAUUGAAACUUUUAAGUAGUGCUUGAUGUUCUUGUGAAUACAGUGUUGGACGUAAAACAUAUAGUAUAGUGCGGCAUGGACGCGAGCGCGGGCGGCGGCAUGGCGCGCGUCAAGCAGGAGCCCGAGUGGGCUGCUGACCGCGUAAUUGUCAAGGAGGAAGCAGAAUUUAUGUAUGAAGAGGCGCGUGUGAGGACAGCACAGACGGGUGCGGCGUGAGCGAGGCAGCCAUGCUGGCCGGCCUGUACGACGACCACGAGGUCAAGGACGAGCUCGUGCUGGGGCCGGAGCGCCCGCACCGCCCCAUAGUUGCCCCGGUGGUGAGAGCGUCCACUCUUGUCUCCUCUGCUGUGGUGUCGGGUCGGCGCCGCUCGUGCUCGGUCAGGCUGGAGCGCCUGCUGGUGGACGCGGAGCGGCGCACCUGCCGGGUCGGGCGCCGCACAUACAAGCUGCACGCCACCGAGCCCGCACCCACACCCCAUGUCACCACCACCAUCUAUCAAUGUCACCAUUGCGGCAAACUGUUCAGGAACAAGUCGGUUUUGGAGAAACACAUAUACACUCACUUGUCGUUAGGACCGUCGAGUAAUUCAACCCGAGAGAACAUUACUUCAAAUCGUCAAGAAAUGUCACACAAGGAUAGGAAACCUUAUACAUGUAGAACUUGUGAGUACAUGAGUAGUAGGAAAGAAGAUUUACGGAAUCAUCAGCUAAUACACACCGGUGACAAACCUUAUCAUUGUAGGUACUGUAAUUACAAGUGCAUUAGAAAAACUAACUUACGAAGACACGAGAGGACACACACUGGUAAAAAGGCUUUCUGUAACUACUGCGACUACAAGUGCAUUGGGAAAGCAAUGUUACGGAGGCAUCUGAUGACUCACACGAAUGAAAAGCCAUUCAAGUGUAGGUACUGUGACUACAGGAGCCGUCAAAAAGGAAACUUGCAGACUCACCAGAUAAUGACACACACUGAUAAUGAUAAACCAUUUAAAUGUAGCUCCUGCGUUUACCAGAGCUAUUUAAAAUCGCAUUUACAAAGGCACCUCAUGAUCCAUACUGGUGAAAAGCCUCACAAGUGUAGGUACUGUGACUACAGGAGCCGUCAUAGACAAAACUUACGAACUCACGAGAUGAUACACACUGGUAACAAACCCUUUAAACUUCGGGUGGAACAGAACAACAGAGAUGAUACAAAAUACAAAUACUUCCUUGAUAUACUAUUUCAAAUGCAAAAUACAAAAUAG